AUGUUCUCGCAGGCUUUUAUUGUUCUGUGUCUGGGAGUUGCUUUCGUGGCUGGGGCUGCCAUUGAGAAGGAAAUUGAGCCAUCCGUUAGUGACAAGGAAGACCCAGCUCCAGUUGAGGGUGAGAAGAAGCAAGGAAAGCGUGGACUAUUCGAUCUCGGUUAUGGAUACGGAGGAUAUGGUGGAUAUGGUGGAUAUGGUGAUGUCGGCCUAGGACAUUCUGCCUACGGUGGAUUGGGAUACGAUGGACUCGGUUAUGGUGGUGGAUUGGACUUGGGUGUGACAAAAACCGUUGUGAAGCAUCAUCAUCACACCGUUCCUGUAGUUGUUGAACGUAAAGUUCCCGUAGCCGUGCCAGUUGUCCAGAAGGUUGUGCAGAAAGUAGCUGUUCCUACAGUUGUGGAGAAACACGUUCCUUACUUGGGUGGACUGGGCUAUGGCGGAUACGGACAUGGACACGGAUUGUCCGGAUAUAGUUACGGUGUGAGCCAUAGCUACCAUGGACUCGGUCACGGAGGAUAUGGCUUCGACUAUCAUCACUAUUGAUGGUAGGUCAGAAUGUACAAAAUGUGAUCCCCAGUGUCAUCUGCCCUAUCAAAUGUUUUAAUUUAUAAGUUUGCAGCCCUUCUUCAUAUCCACAUUUGUUUUAUAAGACCAAAAACACGUUUUUUGUACCACUGAAAGACCAAGAUGUAAUAAAGUCACCAAAUUUGAAAUUCAGAAAA
This is a messenger RNA of Phlebotomus papatasi, 722 nucleotides long. RefSeq names its product shematrin-like protein 2. Bases 1 to 543 code for a protein of 180 amino acids. The transcript has 2 exons. Lineage: Eukaryota; Metazoa; Arthropoda; Insecta; Diptera; Psychodidae. The record is from RefSeq and is a predicted model, not a curated record.